UCUAAGAAAGCAUUAGUCAUAUCGCAUUACCCUUUUCUCUGUUUAUUUGAAAAUAACCUCAACACACUUUUGGGUCUGAUCUGAAGGGCUGAGAUGGAGUCUUGCUGUGAUGAAAGUGCAUAUUAUAAGCAAGUGAUAGCUGCUGAUAAGGACCACAUAAGGAGCUGCAAGAAAAUGGAAGGAGAUGAGAGUCUGAAUACUGUGGGGUGCCUCAGAGGGAGACUGUUGGCAGAGAGACAAGCUUCAAGGGUAGCCAAGGAGGAAGCAGAAUCGAUGGGCAACAAGUUGGUUGAGUUGGAAAAAUUGCUCAGAAAAGAGACCAAAUUAAGAGAUAAAGCUGAAAGAAAGCUUAAAUUUUUAAAGGAGAAGCUUGAAUCUUUCAACAUAUCCUCCAAGAUAGGGCAAUUGGAGCAUUCUGAUUCGUCAGAGAAAUGUGAAAAUUCUUGUGGGUCAUCUUCAAUUAGUUCAGCUUCCAAACAUUCAGAAGCAAAUGAAGCAAUACAUCAUGUAAAGGAUCCAGCUUUGCCACAAAAUGUAGUUCACAAUCACAAUGUUUUAGAAGCCUCAACACUCAUUCAGACCCAGAAUAGUCCAUCCACUACCAAAGAUUGUGAUUCUCAGAAUACUGAUAAUUUCAGUUGUAUUUCAGACCCGGGUUAUUCAUCUCCACAAAUUCUGAGUGAGGAUCCGAAUACAGGCUUUGGGAAUUUGAAGAAUGAUGAAAGCAGGCUUUUCAGCUUAAGCCCAAGAUCAUCAGUGACAGAAAAUGAGAGUGAUCAUGCAGAUUUCUGUGACAAUUCUCUGGCAAUAGUUCCCGUGAAUGUGACAGCAACAUCACAUGCCACCAGUAAUCCCAAACCAGUGAGUUUGAGUGUCCUUGAAGCUCUAGAUGCAUUGAGGCGUGCAAGAGAAAGUCUUCAAAGUUCAAUGGGAACAAGGCAAAUGAUUCACGUUGGCCCAAUUUAA
Messenger RNA from Abrus precatorius (Indian licorice), 966 nucleotides. RefSeq lists its product as uncharacterized. Bases 94 to 966 code for a protein of 290 amino acids. Lineage: Eukaryota; Viridiplantae; Streptophyta; Magnoliopsida; Fabales; Fabaceae. The record is from RefSeq and is a predicted model, not a curated record. The transcript is spliced from 4 exons.